CAGCGCUCUUUCUUGCACUCCCUUCAAAAUCUGAAAAACCUCUCUCUCUCUCUCUCUCUCUGAGAGAUUCAAACUCUUCUACCGCUUCUCUCCGUCACCGUCUCCGGUAACCAACCGAAGCAACACUUCAAUCAUCAACCAAUCCCUAACCUGCUUGGUUGCAUCUUCAACUCAUCUUUUCAACCUCCACUGCAAUCUCAACCAAUUAGGUUCUGAUCAAACCUCUCUCAGAAAGUACCUUUAUAAUUGAAUUUUUAAGUACGCUAUCUAGAUCAGAGGGGCAGGGGCUGUGAGUGAGGAUGAAUUUGCAACCCGGGCAGUCUAAGUCCUCUAAUGGAUAUGGACGUCGUAAAUCUGGAAGAGAAGUUGCAGCUAAGUCAGAGAAUAAGAUCCCAUAUGAAAAUAUAAAUGUCAACCGGUUGGCAAGUACAGUUGUAGCAGGUGUGGUUACAGGCAUUAAAGAUGGCAGUUAUGAGAGUGUUUCACAUGAUCGACUAGUAUAUGUCACGACAUGUCUAAUUGGGCUGCAGGUGGAAGUCCAGGUGAAAAAUGGGUCUGUAUACUCAGGAAUAUUUCACGCAAUAAAUACAGACAGUGAUUUUGGAAUCAUUUUGAAAAUGGCCCGCUUGACAAAGGAUGCUUCAUCACAUGGGCAGAAGUCUGGUGCAGAAUUUGUUAUCAAGGCUCCUUCAAAGAUUUUAAUUAUACCUGCCAAAGAACUUGUGCAAGUUAUAGCACAGGGUGUUGCUCUUACUAGGGAUGGCCUACCUAGUGAACCUCAGCACGAUAGGUAUCAGGAAAUCAUGGUUGACUCAUUGAUAUCUCAAUCUCAUCAUGCUGAGUUAGGAAGAGAACUAAAACCCUGGGUACCUGAUGAAGAUGAUCCACAAUGCCCUGAACUGGAAAAUAUCUUUGACGGCCACUGGAAUAGGGGGUGGGAUCAGUUUGAAACAAAUAAGACAUUGUUUGGGGUAAAAAGCACAUUCAAUGAGGAACUUUAUACAACAAAGCUUGAAAAAGGGCCACUUACAAGAGAAUUAGAAAUGCAAGCUUUAAGAAUAGCAAGAGAAAUUGAGGGCGAGGAAACCCGAGAUCUUCACCUUGCAGAGGAAAGAGGUCUUCACUUAGAUGAAGACUUUGAUAUUGACGAAGAAACUAGAUUUUCUUCGGUCUAUAGGGGUACACAUGAUGAUACAUAUGAGGAAGAUGAAGACAUACUGUUUGGUUCUCACAAUUCUGAAACUUUUAAUGGUAUAUUCGGUUCGGUCAAUGAGAGGUAUGGUGAAAUAAAUGGCGGAGAAGGCAAUAAUGGAGCUCCCACAUUGGCAAAUUCUUCCUCCAUGGGUUACCCACAGUCAUCUCAGUCAAGUUCUGGUGUAGAUUUAAACUGUUCUAGUGCUUAUGAUCAUGCUAAGCAAUUUCUGUCUGAAAUCCCUUCCAAAAGCUACUCAUAUUCGGAUGGGGAAAGCAGGAUUCAGGAGAACCUGGUUCAUAAUCUACAUGGAGCCAGUGGUAACAACAGGGAAGAAAAUCAUAUACAUGGUCAGGAUGUUCAACUGUCUAAAAAUGAGGAUUCACAAGCAUCACUCUACUUGAAGAAAGAUGACUUUGAUAAAGGGAUAUUAUCUCCUAAUGCUAGCUCCUAUGCCCCAGCUUCUCAUAUAAUAUCAAAAUCUCAUGAGAAGAUGGGAUCCCCCAGGGAUUCUACCGAGGGUUUAGCACAUGGUAAAGCUAAUGACAGAACAAAGUAUAUAAACUCACGUGGAGCAUCAUCUUGGUCAGAUCCUGUGAGAAGUGUGGCGGCAUCUUCUGGUCCUGAUUUAUCUCCAAGUUCGUCAGUUGGUUCGUUGUCUUCUGAAAAAUCGUCUUUGAAUCCCAAUGCAAAGGAAUUCAAGCUCAACCCAAAUGCAAAGAGUUUUAUUCCAUCACCUACUCGGUCUCCCAGUCCGGUGUCUGAUAAUUCCUUCUAUUUUCAACCGAAUGUAACUACUGUACCAAAUAUGCCAGCUGUGCCCAUGAGUAUUGGGAUUGGACCUAAUUUUUCCGGGCAACAACCUAUCAUGUAUAAUCCACAGGUAUCCCAAAUGCCAACUCAAGCAUAUUUUCAUCCAAAUGCACCGCAGUACGGACAGCUUCUUGGUCAUCCUAGGCAAGCUUUAUACAUGCCGCCGAGUUACCAACCUGAAAUGCAAUACAAGGGACGUGAUUAUUGAAGACUUGACUGAAUGUAUUAUUAGCAAGUCAACUUCUUGCUCGGAAAGAAUAAACUAAGUGGAUGUUCUGAAAAGUUUUAAAUGAAGAUAUCUGCAGCUGAUGGAAGAUUUCAAAUCGUCCAUUGUGUGAUAUGAUUUUAUGACCUUGCAUGAACCCAUACAGUUUUGGGGUUUCUCGGGUUUUAGUUGACAUAAUUUAUAUUGAUCCUUACUCCUUUUUUUUCUUAAUACCAUACAACAUAACUUACAUUGGG
This is a messenger RNA of Trifolium pratense (red clover), 2467 nucleotides long. Its product is annotated as polyadenylate-binding protein-interacting protein 3-like. Gene Ontology annotation, biological process: cytoplasmic stress granule assembly. The record is from RefSeq and is a predicted model, not a curated record. The coding region runs from base 300 to 2213 and encodes 637 amino acids. Gene Ontology annotation, cellular component: cytoplasmic stress granule. Gene Ontology annotation, molecular function: RNA binding. The transcript is spliced from 15 exons. NCBI's taxonomy places the organism in Eukaryota, Viridiplantae, Streptophyta, Magnoliopsida, Fabales, Fabaceae.